This is a messenger RNA of Drechmeria coniospora, 3633 nucleotides long. RefSeq names its product meiotically up-regulated protein. Lineage: Eukaryota; Fungi; Ascomycota; Sordariomycetes; Hypocreales; Ophiocordycipitaceae. Bases 1 to 3633 code for a protein of 1210 amino acids. The transcript has 3 exons. The record is from RefSeq and is a predicted model, not a curated record. Gene Ontology annotation, molecular function: lipid binding.
AUGAAUACCAGUGAGCAUAUGGUGCCUUCCGGACAGCACUAUAGUGGCCGGAACCGGGUACCGAAUGUCCACCAGUUUAUGGAGCAGCUCGACUCGCAGAAGCAGGAGCGUGAUGCUGCCAUUGACAACGCUCCAAACGACAACAAGCAGUACGCGGAAGCCAAGGCCCAUAAUAGCACAGAAAGGAUCAGAAAAAAAGACGCACGGACUGUUCGAGAUCCAGUCACAGGCAAGGAUGUAGAGAUUUGUGAUGCCCAAACGGAUUUCAGGGAGGCCGUCGAUCAUCCUCAGAUGACCAUCCCAAAUGAGAGCCUCGGAAAGCCAACGUCAGUCAAGGUCUCAUCUGACCUGUCGGGGGAGGAAUAUCGCUACAAGCAGGAUAUCACAGCGCCACCGGAUCCAGUCCAAGAAGGUUCAACGUCCGACGUGCCUAUCCGCACCGAGAAGACCUCGGUUCUGUUCUACAAGACACCGUCAGUCAGUUACGAACCCGCAUUCGCAGCCCUCGAGAAAAAAGCCAACUUGCUCGUGCUUGGAAUAUUCACUUCCAUCGUCCUCGUUGGCAAUCUCUUCGGUGGCCAGCUCUUGGGGCUCCUUCCAUUGGCAUUCUGUGUAGCCUCCGGCGUCCUUCUCUGGGCCAAGGACGUCAUUCGUCAAGGGAGAGAUGUUGAAUGGUCAAGCGAGCAGGAUCGUGGCGAGACGGCCACCGUCAACCUCAUCCCCGAGUCGGUGGAGUGGAUGAAUACGGCCAUCGGAAUCGUCUGGAGACUCGUCAACCCCGAGAUGUUCUCCGCCGUCGCGGACACACUGGAGGAUGUCAUGGCCGCUUCCGUCCCUGGCAUAAUCGAAAACGUUCGCGUUGCCGACAUAUCCCAGGGUAGCAACCCGAUCCGCAUCCUCAACAUGAGGGCGCUUCCCGACUCUCACGUCAAAGACAUCAAGCGCGAAAUCCACAAAGAAAACGAAAAAAACAUGGAUGCCAACGAGCAGGCAGCGGUCGAAUCGGCCGGCUCCUAUUACAACAUGGAAGUUUCCCUAGCGUACCAUGCCAAACCUUCGGCCGAUGACGUUGCCUCCAAGGCCAAGAACAUGGGCAUGCAGCUUGUGUUCUAUCUCGGCAUCAAGGGUCUCUUCGGCAUUCCCCUUCCCAUCUGGGUAGAGCUCAUCGGCCUUGUCGCCACUGCCCGGGUCCGAAUGCAGCUCACUCCCGAGCCGCCGUUCGUGCGUACCGUCUCCUUCACUCUCAUGGGCCUCCCCAAAGUGCAGGCGGGAUGUACACCGAUGAUUGAAAAUGGUGUGAACAUUCUCAACCUCCCUUUGAUUUCCAACUUUGUCAACUGGGCCAUCCGUGCCGCUGCCUCCAUGUACGUCGCGCCCAAGAGCUUGACGCUGGACAUGAGCAAGUUGCUGCUUGGAGACGACAUCAAGAAGGAAACCCUCGCACUGGGCGUCAUGUUUAUCCGCAUACGCAAGGCUACAGGACUCAGCAAGCAGGAUCAGCGGGGUAGCAAGGGAGGCGGCUCUGACCCGUACAUUGCCGUAUCCUGGUCGAAGUUUGGAAAGCCUCAGUUCUGCACCCGAGUCAUCCAGGACGACCUCAACCCGGUGUUUGAAGAAAGCUGCGGACUGUUGGUAACACCCGAUGUUAUCAAGGCAGAUGAGAAGCUCUCGAUGGAACUAUGGGACAGCGAUCGUUCAUCUGCCGACGACGUCGUCGGCAAGGUAGAGCUCAGUGUGCAGAAGCUCAUCCAGAAUCCUGGAAAGAUGUUCCCGCAGGUCUCGAAACUUCAGGGCAUCAAAGCCGAGAGCAGCAUGCCUGGCGAGCUUCACUGGGAGGUUGGAUUCUUCGGCAAAACAAAGCUCCGAAAGUCGCUCCGUACCCAUGGUCAAGACAUUCAGCGCCCCGAGCCGCCGUCGCAUGUGCCCGAGUUUCAAGACGAAAAGGGCGUGAUCGAGAGCAAGGAGGAGGAUGACGUGGUCCACACCCCGCCCGACCCCAUCUGGCCGUCUGGAAUACUUUCCGUCGUCGUCAGCCAGAUUGUCGGAUUGGAACUUGCCAACAUCAAAGGGUCGGAUGGAAAGCGCAAGGGAAAGGAGUACGAGCCGGCGAGGCCGGAGGCUGGCGAGGUCAAGGAGGAGCAGAGCCGCAAGCUGCCCAGUUCUUACUGCACGAUUCUCAUCAACGACGAGCUGCACUACAAGACGCGCACCAAAGUUGUCUCCUCUCAGCCAAUAUUCAAUGCCGGUACCGAGAGGUUUAUCCGCGACUGGCGGAGCUGCAUCGUGACGGUCGCAGUCCGGGACUCGCGAAACAGGCAGCAUGAUCCCAUCAUUGGCGUGGUACCUCUGAAACUGUCUGACGUGCUCCAGACGAGCAGCGAGUCGACGCGGUGGUACCCCCUCGAGGGCGGCAUUGGAUUCGGUAGGAUUCGCAUCUCGCUCCUAUUCCGCUCCGUUGCGCUUCGAUUGCCUCCUCCUCAACUCGGCUGGGACAUUGGCACGUUCGAAUUUCUGUCCGACGACAUGACGACGACCAACUACGCGCCAUCGAAUCAUGUGAAGCUCCUGCUGCGUACGGGAGGCUCCUCGGCUCGUGUCAAGAAGAAAUUCUCAACCAACAAUGGGGAUGGGAUGACGAUCCAGAUGCAAGGCGUGGGCGGCCGUGGCAAGAUGCGCAUGCCCGUUCGUCACAGGUACAGGUCGCCCAUCUUCAUCGAGUUCCACACAGGCCGUCGGGGUGCCGAUGCGUACAGUGCGCUCUGGCUCCUCGAGCUCACGGAUGGGGAGCAGAAGGAGUUUGAUUUGUCGAUAUUCAAGUGCAACAACGGGGUGCGAUUGUCGCAAAACUACAUCACGCAGGAAAACUACAAGGGGAUCCCGGACUUGAUGGUGGAAGAAGUUGGCCGAGUCAGAUUCCGCGGACGCUUCUCCGCCGGCACGGACUCGGAUCACAUUCGCUUCGUGAGCGACAACGACUCGCGCGAAACCAUCGAGGCUUGGGAGGCAUGCUACGCCGAAGGCGUGCGCGAACAGGUAGUCACGUCGGAGGUGCCACCGCUGGUCCAGAAGCUACACGAGGAGUCCUUGGCCAACGAUGGAGAUGUUGUCGCACAAGCAGACGAGAGAGAAAAACACAAGUGGCUGUCCAGGGAUGGAACAGACUGGAGCGAAGCCUUUGGCAAGGAUCCUCGGAAUCUCGCCGCCAGCGUCUCGCAGGGACGGAAUGACGAAGAGCACGAUGACGACGAAGGAUAUGAUGCCGUGGAUGGCGAUGUAACCGACGAUGACUACGACGACGACGACGACGACGACGACGACGACGACGACGACGCCGCUAAUCUCGACAUCCACGGCACCGAGCAUAGCGAAUCUGUUGGUCGGUCCGCAGCCACCAAAGGACGAGGCGUCGCGUACACGGAGAAGAGCGGCAGCAGCGGUAAGAAUCCAUACAAAGGGUACAAGGAUUACCAGACGCGUCGCCAGGAUCUGCACCGAAAGCACCGGGGUCUGAUGCAGUGGCGGCCGAUGCGGAACGCGCAGUUUGCCGUGGACGAGGCCAAGUUUGCCGUCAGAAGGAUCAAGAGAAUGGGAACCCUCGACGGACGGCAGCCAGACGUGGAGACGGAGGUUUAA